Molecule: messenger RNA, 1500 nt
Organism: Aspergillus novofumigatus IBT 16806
Lineage: Eukaryota; Fungi; Ascomycota; Eurotiomycetes; Eurotiales; Aspergillaceae
Exons: 4
Coding region: 359-1252 (297 amino acids)
Source: RefSeq, a predicted model, not a curated record
CUUUUCCUUUGAGUUCUUCUUCUGUAAGUACCGCAUCCUACAGUCUAGGUACCAUGGUUAGACAGGCAUUUCCUACGUAAGUGAGAAAAGUGAAUAUAAGAUAUCCAACUUUCUCUCACCUUACUCCCAGACUCUUCUUCAUCACUUUGAGAACUUUUCCUUACCUGAAUAUAAGUCAUAUCUCCCUCUCUCUUUACUGCCUCUCCCUUUUCUCACCUUCACCUUUUUCCGUCUCGGUUCUUGGACAAAUAAGAGCUACUGAUCGUUCUCCUCCUUAUCCUCCAUCUUGGUCACGAUCUCGAUCUCAGUCUUCAUCUUCACUUUCAUUUCAACUCUUUUGUAGUCUGGCUAGCUCACGAUGGGGGACUCAACACCCCAAAUGCCGCAAAGACGCAGCGGGCUUAGAAGCGAAAAAGAGCAGAGGGAAGUUGUCUGGCCUGAGUUUAUUCACCAUUCAGCUACCGAAUUUCGCACACCACAACAGUUGUUCAGCGACAUCCGCAAAAAAAUCCUUAACACAAACCAUUCUGCAGAGAUCACAUACUCCUCCGUCCCUCCUGACUGGGGUACCUUGAUCGUUGACUCCAUAGACUCCCACGAAGACACUGAAAGGUCCAACGCGAAAAUAAACUACAACACCGUAACACAGACGGUUCGGAUUAGGAUCAUGCCAACGCUUCUGCAUGUAUGUCACGGUAAUUGGAUGAGAAAUGUGGAAGCCGACUGGCGAGAACAGAAUCUCGUCACAGAUCGGCAGCUGAGGAAUUUGACAAUGCUCAUGAGCCCAUUGCAAUCACGUUUCGCUGGCCCUUACGCCAACUCGAGAAAAGAACCGGAUUAUUGCCUGAAGCCAGACAAUGAGUAUCAACCUUCACUCGUUAUUGAAAUGGGAUGGUCAGAGUCACACCGGGAACUUAUGGAAGAUGUGAGACUAUGGAUGGUGGGGGGCCGUCCAUAUGUCAAGAUUGUCAUAAUCAUCAAGUUCGCGCGUAGGGGAAGAAGCAAUGAAGUAACUGGAAAGGUAGGUUUGUAUGUGCCGGAUGCAGCAGGAAACCCUGUGCUCCAACAAGAAGCGGUCAUAUUUCCAGCCAACGCGACUGGCGUCUCUCUUCACAUUACUGCUGGCGAUCUUUUUGGAUCUGCUCUUCCGCAAGGCCUGGCGACCAAUACAGCUCUUCCGUUGAGCAUCGAUUCUCUCCGGCACGAGGCCGGCAAACAACUUGUCCAUAUGGGAAUGGUCCCCGCCACGUAGAUCUGAUGGUGUCGUAGCAUUGUUCAUCCUCCGUCAAAGCCAUAAACGAACAGACUCCAGGAUACCAACGAAACACGGUUACUUGAGACGUAAGGGAGAGGGCGAAUAGCAAGUCGGCUUAGUCAGCGAGUCUGGCCCCUGAGGCAUCAUAUGCACGGAGCACUCUCUAGCUUUUCCUGUGUCGAUUCCAAUUUAGAUACAAAGUGUUCAUAAAUAAAUAUGGAGAAAAAGGGGCAAACGAGACUCCC